This is a messenger RNA of Pichia kudriavzevii, 2928 nucleotides long. RefSeq lists its product as uncharacterized. The transcript has a single exon. Gene Ontology annotation, molecular function: enzyme regulator activity. The record is from RefSeq and is a predicted model, not a curated record. Gene Ontology annotation, biological process: regulation of protein catabolic process; proteasome-mediated ubiquitin-dependent protein catabolic process. Bases 1 to 2928 code for a protein of 975 amino acids. Gene Ontology annotation, cellular component: proteasome storage granule; proteasome regulatory particle, base subcomplex; proteasome complex. Lineage: Eukaryota; Fungi; Ascomycota; Pichiomycetes; Pichiales; Pichiaceae.
AUGGCUCCUGUUGAAAAGAAGGAACUACCUGCGGAAACAACUGAGUCUGUGAUUACUGAUCCAGCUGACAAUGAUUUGAAGAAUAAGAAGCCUCAAACCCCAAAACAUGAAGAAGAGCUUAGUGAAGAAGAUCAACACUUGAAGGAACAGCUAGAGAUGCUAGUUGAAAGAUUGUUAUCCUCCCAGAGCGAACUAUACAAGCCAUCUCUUGAUAGUUUGAAAACUUUCAUCAGGGAAUCGACUUCUUCAAUGACCGCAGUUCCAAAACCAUUGAAAUUUCUAAGACCUUUCUAUCCACAGCUGACCCAAUUGGGGCAAUCAUGGUCUGAUGAAGAGUUGUUGAAGCAAUUGUACGAUGUCCUCUCAAUUUUGGGUAUGACAUAUUCGGAAGAAGACGGUGAGCAAUAUGUUAGGGAAUCACUCAAAUAUAGAUUGAAAAGUUAUGUUGAUGAGUCAAUGACUGAAUGGGGUCACGAAUAUUUGAGACAUUUAUCCCUAGAAAUUGGUGAACAAUAUGAAGCCAACUUAGACUCUGGUGAACCUAAAGAUGACUUGGUCAGAUUAAGUGAUAUAAUUGCACCCUACUUUCUCAAGCAUAAUGCUGAAGCUGAGGCUGUUGAUUUACUAUUAGAAAUCGAGGAAAUCGAAAAGCUUUCCAAGUAUGUCGAUAAGGAUACAUACAAAAGAGUUUGUACAUAUAUGGUUGCUUGUGUUCCAUUAUUGGCGCCACCGGAUGACUUAGCUUUCCUAAAUACUGCUUUUGCAAUUUAUUUGGAGAAUAAUAGAUUAACUGAAGCACUAACUUUAGCCAUUAGAUUAGGUGACGAAUCUCUAGUUAAAUCUGUAUUUGACUCUACCGAUGAUAUCGUUGUUCAAAAACAAUUAGGUUUUAUUUUGGGUAAGCAAAACUAUGGCUUUACAGUAGAGAAUGAGGAAAUUCAGCAAUGUAUUAAUAACAAUCACAUCCACAAGUACUUCCAGUACUUGGUGAGUGAGCUUAAUUUGUUGGCACCUAAGGUUCCAGAGGAUAUCUAUAAGUCACAUUUGGAGACAUCGUUUUAUGCAUCUUCUUCCAAGCUGGAAAGUGCAAAACAAAAUUUGGCUGCAGCCUUUGUUAAUGGUUUCUUAAACGCUGGUUAUAGUGACGAAAAACUCAUAACAAAGGAAAAAUGGGUAUAUAAAACCAAAGAUGAAGGUAUGCUGUCAACAGUGGCCUCCCUAGGCUUGGUAAACUUAUGGAAUGUGGAAAAUGGACUACAGGCUUUAGAUCAAUUUCAGUAUUCUGAGAACACUAAGCUAAAGGCGGGGGCAGUCUUAGGUAUGGGUAUUUCUACAAACGGUGUUCAUGAUGAUGUUGAAUCUACUUAUUAUUUACUUGAAGAAUUUAUUCAUAACAGAGAGAAGGAUGAUGCUCUAAUUGUAACGUCUGCGAUAACUGGUUUAGGAAUUGCAUAUGCUGGCUCGGAAAAUGAAAAUGUAUUGAACCUAUUAUCUCCAAUUGUCAGCGACUCAGCGUAUACUUUAGAAAUCCAGGCUUUGUCAGCGUUAGCUUUGGGUCACACGUUUGUGGGUACUUGUAAUGGGGAAAUCACUGAUACAAUUUUACAAUCUUUACUAGAUAAGGAUGUUACUCAAUUAACCUCUAAAUGGAUUAGGUUUAUGUGUUUGGGCCUUGGUUUACUCUAUAUGGGUAAAUAUGACCAAGUAGAUGAUGUUCUAGAUACAAUCGAUGCUAUUGAACACCCAAUUUCCAAAUCAUUAAAAGUUUUGAUCAAAAUAUGUUCUUACGUCGGUACAGGUAAUGUUUUACAAGUACAAGAAUUACUUCAAAUGUGCACUACUAAAUCUGAAAAUGCAGAUGACAAUGAUGAGGAUGAAGACGAGGAGGAAGGACGCGAACUAAACGAUAUUGCCAGUGCACUAAACGGCGGUUCAUCGAAUUUGGACACUAUGGCUAUUGAUACUGAAGAUGCAGUUGAGACUGCAGAAGUGCCUAUUGAUGUAUCCAGCUCUGCCACGAUUGUUAAAGAAGAAAAGGAAACCGAAACAGAUAUCGAACCUAAAAAUGUUUCCCCUGAGAACAAAGACAGAGCGCAAGAAGAGAACAAAGAAGAAGAUGAUGAUGAUGAUGACGAAUUAUUUCAGGGUUUUGCCGUUUUAGGUCUUGCUUUAAUUUGUAUGGGUGAAGAGAUUGGACAAGAAAUGUCGAUCCGCCAUUUUGAACAUUUAAUGCAUUAUGGUAAUUCAUUGAUUAAAAGAGCUGUGCCUCUUUCCAUGGGUUUAGUUUCAGCAAGUAACCCGCAAAUUAAUGUUUUUGAAACCCUUUCCAGAUACUCUCAUGAUCAAGAUCUGGAAGUUGCAUAUAAUGCUAUCUUUGGUAUGGGUUUAGUUGGUGCAGGUACUAACAAUGCAAGAUUAGCUCAAUUGUUAAGACAAUUAGCAUCAUACUAUAUUAAUGAUCAAAAUGGUCUUUUCAUUUCUAGAAUAUCGCAAGGUUUAAUUCAUUUAGGUAAAGGUACAAUGACGUUGAGUCCGUUCUCAAUAGACAGACAGAACCUAUCGAAAGUUUCAAUUGCAAGUUUGUUAACGGUGUGUAUCGCACUUUUAGAUCCGAAAUUGUUUAUUAUGGAUCAAAAUUCUAGCUUGUUGUAUUAUUUGACCCCGGCAAUCAAGCCAAGGAUGUUAGUCACUGUUGGUGAGGAUUUGGAACCGCUCAAGGUAAAUGUACGAGUUGGUCAAGCUGUAGACACCGUUGGUGUUGCAGGUAAGCCAAAAACUAUUACUGGUUGGGUAACACAUUCAACGCCUGUUUUACUUGGACAUGGAGAAAGGGCAGAGCUCGAAACUGACGAAUAUAUUGCGUAUAGCUCAUCCUUAGAAGGUGUUGUCAUUCUAAGGAAGAACCCGGACUAUGUGAAGUACGAAUAG